AUGGGUGACACCAAGGAUCUGACGAUAACCACCCGCUCCCCAGCCAAGGCUCCAGCUCACCAUGCUGAAAUUCAGAAGAUAUUUGACCACACAAGGGCUCACCACUCUCAGCUCCGCACGCUCACCUAUGGAGUAGAUAUGGAGCAGAAACUUGUCUCUGUGCCACUCUUUCACAUGACCAACCCAAUGAAUGCAUCUAGGAUGAGGAAAUUGAAAGCGAUAUACAGGUGCCAGCCAGGUCGGCUCUGGGUCUUCUUCAGCCUCCUCGUCCUCCUAUUGGUCACGCUUCAAGUCGUGGAGAAGCUGCAGCCUUCCAGAAACUGCCAAUGUGAGCUGGAGCGUGCCCUGCAGCAGACCACAGGCCAUGGCCAGAAGAGGCUGAGCUAUGCCCUUCAGACCCCCGACCCGCUGUUGGAGGACAAUCCCCUGCAGUGGCAGAGGAAAGCCAUGCCGGACUCCACUUCGACAGAGAGCAUGCAGGACGUUUUUCAGACGCACCUGUACUUCAGUCAGGAGACCCCGCUGGAAAGCAGCCCAGGCAGCCAAGAGGAGCACCGGGUGUGGCAGCCUGUGGAGGAGAGCAGCAAGCAGAUGAAAGCCCAUCCUUCAUCCACAAGGCUGAAAUCCCAGCUUCCUGGCCCGAGUAAAGCAACCAGAGAGGGUCCUUACCUAAGUCUUCCUAAGAGGAUCUCUGCAGUUUUGGGAGAUGCUAAUGCUGUCACCACCAAGUUCAUAAUCUUUGCAAACAGGAUGACUGCAGAGGAGCACAGGAGAACAUCACCACCAGGAACAAGGCAGGUGGUGGCACAGAGCCAGUCUCAGCCUCAAGACACGGGUCCUCCCCACCAUCAGUGGGGCAGCUUGCUUAGACAUUCCUUGCCAAAUUCAGCUCCACCUCCACAAGCAGAGGGCUUUUACAAGGCAAACUUAGAGAGAAGAUUUUUCCCGAGCUGGACAGAAGUCUCUAAGAGUGACAAGGUGACUCUUGGAGAAGGCCAGCAGGCCAGAGGGGUCUCCUCUCAAAGGGAGACGUGUGAGCCCAAGACUGACAUUGUUUUCCUCAAAGUCCACAAGAGCGCCAGCAGCACCGUCAUGAACAUCCUCUUCCGCUUUGGUGAGACGCACAACCUCACCUUUGCCUUCCCCAUCGGGGGUGGCAACCAGCUCUUCUACCCGCACCCCUUCUUGGCGAGGUUCGUGCAGGGCUUCUCCCCCAGGAGCCCUCAGCGGUUCAACAUCCUCUGCCACCACAUGCGAUUCCUGCAGCCGGAGGUAGAGAAAGUGGUGUCCACCUCAGCUGUCUACUUCUCCAUCCUGAGGAACCCCGUGCAGCUCAUGGAGUCCUCCUUCGCAUACUACAAGGGCGCGUCAGCUUUCUCCCGUGCCCGCAGCCUGGAGGAGUUCCUCAGCCAGCCCUACCACUACUACAACUCCACACACCACGACAGCCACUAUGCCAGGAACCUCAUGGCCUUUGACUUUGGCUUCAACCCCAACGGACAGGUCUCAGCCAAGCGGGUGCAACUCAUGCUGAAGGCCAUCGAGGCAUCCUUCGAUUUGCUCCUCAUCUCCGAGUACUUCGAUGAGUCCAUGGUGCUGCUGAAGGAGAUGCUGUGCUGGGACCUGGACAGUAUCGUCUCCUUCCCACUCAACAUCAGGGACAGCAGCACCAAGUACCCCCUCUCAGACACCAUCAUGGAGAAGAUAAAGGACUGGAACAGGUUGGACUGGGAAAUUUACAUCUACUUCAACAGGACCUUCUGGCAAAGGAUCGACCGCGACAUCGGCAGGGAGCGCAUGCAGCGGGAAGUAAAGGCACUUCGGGAGAGGCGGGCAGAGCUGGCGAGCCCCUGCCUGCAAGGCAUGGGCAGCGUGGCCCCGAAGGACAUCAAGGACUCUUCCCUGAAGCCACUGCAGCACGGCAGUGCAAAGAUCUUGGGCUACAACCUCAAGCAGGGCUUGGAUAAGGAGACGGAGCACAUGUGCCGGCGGCUGGUGACCCCGGAGCUGCAGUACAGCAGCGCUCUCUACAAGAAGCAGUUUCCUCAGAAGCCCCCCCAGCCCACUCACCCUCGACAGGGCAAUGCCCUGCGGCACAGGCUGGAAGGCACCCAAAACUGA
Opisthocomus hoazin is the source of this 2121-nucleotide messenger RNA. The record is from RefSeq and is a predicted model, not a curated record. NCBI's taxonomy places the organism in Eukaryota, Metazoa, Chordata, Aves, Opisthocomiformes, Opisthocomidae.